AUGAAGAGCGUUUUAUCCAAAUUUAUGUACGACAUUGAGGGUAAGGAUGAUUUUAUGUUAAAAUGGGAGGAAAUGCUUGACAAGUAUGAAGUGCGAGAUAAUCAUUGGUUGAAGUUAACAUUUGGGGUCAAGGAAAAAUGGGGUUGGCCAUAUGUUAGAAAUGCAUGGAGUGCGGGUAUGAGUAGCACCCAACUUGGUGAAUCCUUUAAUGCAUUCUUGAAGGAUUUCAUUCAGUCUGAUCAUAACUUAAUGCAAUUUUUCAUGCAUUUUGAUCGAGUUCUUUGUGAGAAGAGUAAGAUUAUGGAACAAGCUGCAGAUGUUUACACAAAUAAAAUUUAUGAAGAAUUUCAAGAUGAGUAUGUCAAGUCCCUUGAAGUAAACAUUGAAGAAACUGAAAUUUGUGGUGAGAGUACCAUUUAUACGAUUCUUGAUAGUGAUGGUGUAAAGGUGAGGAAGGUGACAGUGGAAUGUGAUGGUUCACUCACUUGCAAUUGUAGAAAGUUUGAAAUGAAAGGCAUUUUGUGUAGUCAUUGUUUGAAGAUCCUUAGAGAAACCCUCAAAUUCAAAGAGAUUCCUUCCCAAUAUAUUCUCAAGAGAUGGACUAAAAAAGCAAGAGCCGAAAAUGUGAAAGAUAGGUGUGGGCAUGAUAUUAAGGUUGAUGUAAGAUUGCAUCAAACUUCACGCUUUAGAUCAUUGAUAGCAAUUUUUAGAGCAGUAGCAUGUAGAGCUUCCGAAAGUGAGGAAACAUAUAACUUGACGGUAGAGAAAGCGGAUGACUUAAUUGCAAACAAUGAAAGCAUGUUAAGCACAAAAUUCAAUAUGUCUUUUUCAGAUACUAUUGAACAAGAAAGCCCUCCCGACACAUGCCUCGAAAGCUUUGAAGUGGAUGGUGUAGUGGAUACAAAUGUAGUUCAAGCAAAAGGACUCAAACGAAAAGAGUGCACUAGCAAGGGACGAAGGCGGACAAAAGGUGGUUUGGAGCUUGCGUUGGCAAAGAAAAAUAAAACAAGUUCACAUAAUGCUUCUCAAACUCCCAUGUUUGUUGCUCCUCAACCUAGUUCACACAAUGCUUCUCAAACUCCCAUGUCUGUUGCUCCUCAACCUCCUCCCUUAUUUUCGACGAGUGCUCCUGAACCAUCUCCCUCAUUUUCACCGAGUAUUCCUCAAUCAGCUCCUUUAUUUUCAAUAAGUGCUCCUCAACUUCCUCCAUUCUCGACGUGUGUUCCUCAACAUAAUGCUUCGUCUACUCAAUUUAUGUAUCUCGCCUAUGAUGUAAGUUAG
This is a messenger RNA of Camellia sinensis, 1281 nucleotides long. The record is from RefSeq and is a predicted model, not a curated record. Lineage: Eukaryota; Viridiplantae; Streptophyta; Magnoliopsida; Ericales; Theaceae.